Lepisosteus oculatus (spotted gar) is the source of this 1179-nucleotide messenger RNA. NCBI's taxonomy places the organism in Eukaryota, Metazoa, Chordata, Actinopteri, Semionotiformes, Lepisosteidae. The record is from RefSeq and is a predicted model, not a curated record.
CAUGAUGAAGUGGGCCGUUGUCCUCUGUGCCCUGGUGGCUCUCUCCGAGUGUAUGCAGAAGAUCCCUUUGAUUAAAGGGAAAUCUGCAAGACAGGCUCUGGAAGAGAAAGGCCUGUGGGAGGAGUACAGGAAGAGACACCCCUACAACCCAAGUGCCAAGUUUAACCCUGAUUUUGCCACAGUAGCAAAUGAGCCCAUGACCAACGAUGCUGAUCUCGUCUACACUGGGAUCAUCUCCAUUGGAAAUCCCCCCCAGUCCUUCAAGGUGCAGUUUGACACCGGCUCUGCCAACCUGUGGGUGCCCUCGGUCUACUGCAGCAGCGCCGCCUGCGGGAACCACGACAGAUUCAACCCUGCUCGGUCUUCCACCUUCCGUUACACUUCCCAGACCCUCUCUAUCAGUUAUGGAACUGGCAGCAUGACUGGUUUCCUCGGAUACGACACUGUCACUGUUGCUGGCAUUGCAAUCAGAAACCAGAUUUUUGGUCUGAGCCAGACUGAAGCAGACUUUGAGUACUACAUGCCAUAUGAUGGCAUCCUGGGUAUGGCCUUCCCCUCCAUCUCAGCCUCUGGUGCCACCCCCGUCUUCGACAACAUGAUGAAACAGGGCCUGGUCUCCCAGGAUGUCUUCUCUUUUUACCUGAGCCGCAAUGGCCAGACUGGCAGUGUUCUGACCCUUGGUGGAGUAGACCCAUCCUACUACACUGGCCAGAUCUACUGGAUCCCUCUGUCCUCCAAGACCUACUGGCAGAUCACCAUGGAAAAGGUUACCAUCAAUGGCAACCUUGUGGCCUGUGCUGGUGGCUGCCAGGCUAUUGUGGACAGUGGCACCUCCUUGGUCAUUGGUCCAUCUAGCGACAUCAACAACAUCAACGCCUGGGUGGGAACCUCAGGGAGCCAGAAUGGAGAAGCUAUUGUGAACUGCAACAAUAUUGGAAGCAUGCCUGCGGUGACCUUCACCAUCAAUGGACACGACUUCACCCUGCCGUCCUCUGCUUAUGUCAUGCAGGUCAGUAGAGGAAAUGGCUGCACUUCCGGCUUCUACAGUGGAAACAACCAGCUCUGGAUCCUGGGUGAUGUGUUCAUGAGGGAGUACUACUCUAUCUUUAACAGGGCCUACAACAUGGUGGGUCUGGCUCGGGCUGUCUAGUCUGGCCUUGUCUUGAGGGAGCAGAUCCA